AUGUCACAGUCUGAUCUCAAAACAUCUUCUCUUCAUAUCGAAUCCUCCAAGCCCUUGGACAGGGACCCGAUUUUGUUCGAGGGCCUUUUCGAGGAGGAAACACAACACAUUGAGAAACGCUUGGUGCGAAAGAUUGACCUCCAUUUGAUCUCUGCAUUGUUCCUACUGUUCAUCUUCAACAUCUUGGACCGAUCGAACAUUGCAAAUGCACGACUAGGAGGGCUACAAGAGGACCUCCACCUCUCCGACAAUCAGUACCAGACUUCAGUAGCUAUAAUGUUUGUUGGCUACCUUUUGGGUCAAGUCCCAAGCAACAUUAUCCUGACUCGGUUGAAACCAUCCCGGUAUAUUCCUACGGCUAUAUUCAUUUGGGGAGGCAUAUCCUUGUGUACUGCAGCAACCAAGAACUUUGCCGGGCUGAUGUGUGUGCGAAUAUUCCUCGGAUUUGCAGAAUCUCCGUUCUUCCCUGGAGCACUACUAUUGAUCAGUUCUUGGUACAAGCCGUCAGAGAUCGCGGUUCGAGUGGCAAUUGUGUAUUGUGGAAAUACAGUCGCCAAUGGAUUUGGUGGACUAUUAGCCGCCGGUAUCAUGACAGGGUUAGAAGGAAAAGGCGGGCUUGAAGGAUGGAGAUGGCUUUUUAUCAUUGAAGGUGCCGGGACUAUGGUAGCAGGCCUCGUCGCAGUGGCCUUGUUGCCGGACUUCCCUUCAUCGGGCAGGCAAAAGUGGCUCACCGAACAGGAGCAGCGCUUUGCUGAAUGGCGUCUUGCUCGUGCAGCAAACGACGAGGUCGACGAGAACGGUUCUAUCAAAGAAGCACUGCGUGAUGCCUUCAUAGACCCAAAAGCGUGGAUCCUCAUUCUCAUUCAGGUUUGCCAGCUUUCCUCGCAAACAUGGACAUAUUUCUUUCCUACAAUUGCCAAAACACUGGGUUACAGCAAUAACGUCACGUUGUUGAUUAUCGCACCAGUGUACAUCUUUGGCUUCAUCACUGCACUAGGCAAUUCCCUGAUCGCGAACCGCACCGACCAAAGGUUCAUACUAAUUGCCUGGCCUCUCUGCAUCGACAUUGUGGGUAACAUCAUGGUCAUCUCGUCUAAGGCCACUGCUGUGCGGUACACCGGCAUGUUUCUCAUGUGUGCCGGUUCCUAUUCGGCAUUUAGUGUGGUGCAGGCAUGGAUUGCCAGCACGAUACCUCGUACAAGAACCAAGCGAGCCAUUGUAUACGCCUUAGUGAAUUUGUUUGGCAAUUCGUCUAACAUUUACGGCUCUUACUUUUUUCCAACCAAAGAUUCGCCCCAAUACCGCCCAGGCGGUAUCACAUUGUCCUCCUUUGCUGCUGGGGGAAUUGUGCUCUCCUGUGUAUUGGCGUUUUAUCUGCAUAUGUUGAAUAUGAGAGCGAGAAAGGCAGAGGAGCAAGAUGGUCAGACACGCUACAAGUAUAUUUGGUAG
Molecule: messenger RNA, 1449 nt
Organism: Penicillium nucicola
Lineage: Eukaryota; Fungi; Ascomycota; Eurotiomycetes; Eurotiales; Aspergillaceae
Product: MFS general substrate transporter
Exons: 6
Coding region: 1-1449 (482 amino acids)
Biological process (GO): transmembrane transport
Cellular component (GO): membrane
Molecular function (GO): transmembrane transporter activity
Source: RefSeq, a predicted model, not a curated record